AUGGCAUUUGUUCAGGAGGAGCGGGAGGAAGAAGUGAAGCAAAAGAGGCCCAAGAAGAAGUUCAAGGAGGAACAGUUGGUGACGCGAUGGGACAUUUGGCGAGGGGCUGCUGACUUAAACAAAGCUUUAUUGAACCUUUGUCAUGAAUUUAAGAAUGCGCGGGCUGCUACGUUGUCAGUGGCUCGGGGAGCUGAGAAAGACAAGAGCCGUUUGCAACUGGUGUGGCGAGAAGGAUACUACACCCUUCAGGAUUUACACGACGAUGGCCAAGAGGUAGUCACCGACUUCGUGCAAGCUUUGAGCAUGCCUCGAGGCACAGACGAGCGCUUCUUGCAGCUCGCCUUUCAGGAGGGUGAAGAGGAGGAGGAAGAGGCUGCUCCCCUUGCUGCGGCUCCAACCGCGGGGCCCUGGGACGCGACGUGGCUGCGGACGCUGGCGCCGCUGUAUUCGCUGCACAUGGGCUGCGAAAACAUGGGACCACUUCUCUAUAGUCUGGUGCGGUUUGUGAAGCCUUCUCGGAGCUUGGAGAUUGGUGCAGGCUAUACUUCUGCCUUUCUGCUUCAAGCACUGGAGGGGACACUGCUCCUGGCGCUGAGCCUGAAGGCGGAGACCUCCACUGACAGCACUGCUCCGUUGCUGUGGCAAGUCGCCAAGCGCUUGAAGCUACAGCAUCGGUUGAGGUGGAUGCGGAAAGCUGGGGCUGAACAUGGCUUUGAGCGAAGUGCCAACUUGAAAAGCGAGCGAAGAGGUUUCCUCACUGAGGUGAGACCGAAAAGGUAUGAUGUGCGCUUUGAAUUUCAGAAGCUGGGUGCGGAUGAUGCCUUCAAGGGAUCUUUGAAGGCAGAUUUGGAUCUGUUGACCCCGGCUCGUACAGUUGAGCUCCAUGCCAAGUGCAUCCAAGUUCACUCCGCCGUGGUCAUCUUCCAAUCCGGGGAGAAACUUAAGAUGUCAGAGGCUGUUGUACAGGAUGCAUCCGAGAGCGUGCUUCUGACCUUUCCAUCAGUUGUGGGGCCGGGCAGUGUGGUGUUGGAGUGCGACUUUACUGGUAGCAUCAGAGGUCCUUUGAGCGGAUUGUACCACUGCGACUUCAAUGGAAUUGCGGGCGCUUCGACUCACUUUGAACCGGUCUAUGCGCGCUACGUAUUUCCGUGCAUCGAUGAACCAGCGGCCAAAGCGCACUUCAAAAUCUCGAUCGUCGCUCCGAGCGCAUUGACCGUAGUGUCCAACAUGCCGGAAGAGAGCUCGAGAUCCAUGGAUGGUGUCACUGAGCAUGUUUUUGCCGAGACGCCCCGCAUGUCUUCCUAUCUGCUGGGCUUUGCCAUUGGAGAUUUCUCAGUGAUCCACCUGGAAGGAAAAUCACCAGUUCCAAUGGCUCUCUAUGCCCAGCGGGGAAAGGAGAAGAUGGGCCAAUUUGCAUUGGAAAUUGCUGCGUAUAGCCUGGACUUUUUCGAGAAGUUCUUUGAUCAGAAGUUCCCUUUGCCGAAGCUCGAUUUGGUGGUUCCGCCUGCCUUCCCUAUUGGUGGCAUGGAGAACUGGGGCAUCAUCACUCUGACAGAUCGCGUGCUGAUGGAUGAGACGGCCUCCUUGCGCAAGCGCCAGGGUGUUGCCAACCUGGUGGCGCACGAGGUCUCGCACAUGUGGUUUGGCGACCUGGUGACCCCACAAUGGUGGGACGACUUAUGGCUGAAGGAAGGCUUUGCCUCGUGGGUGAACCUGUUACCCUUGGAUGCCAAGUACCCAGAGUGGCGCGUCUGGGACAGCUGGAUCCUCUCCAAACUCUAUGGCGGUUCCUCCAAGGGCGGGGCCUUAGAGGUGGAUCAGUACCAGGCGACGCAUCCCAUCGAGGUGGCCGUGAACCAUCCCAGCGAGGUGCAGGAGAUCUUCGAUGACCUCAGCUACAACAAGGGGUCAGCAGUGGUGAACAUGUUGUACCACUCCUUGGGCCACGAGACCUUCAGAAAAGGCCUCUCUGAGUGGCUGGAAAAGUGUAAGAACUCCAAUUCCACCACCAACGAACUCUGGGGCUGCCUGGCUGCCGCCUCGGGUCAACCAGUGGCAGAGAUGAUGACCAGCUGGACUCAGCAGAUGGGUUUUCCUGUCCUGGAAGUCACUUCCAGUGUUUGCGGCGAAGAUUGGGAGAUAUCGCAGCAACGCUUUAGCCUGAAACAUGUGAAGGAAGAGAAACGCAUGAAGGUCAACACUUGGACCAUUCCCGUGUCCUUUCAGCAUGAUGGCUCCGCGGGAUGCGAAGAACGCACACUCUUCUCAGGCUGUCGCACCAAGAUACCUCGCAAAGGCGAAUGGAUCAAAGUGAAUAGCGGCAUUCGCACACCACUACGAGUUUGCUAUUCUAAAGAGCUGCUGCAAAAGAUCGUGAAGUCUGGCACUGCUCUUAAACCCAUGGAUCGUGUUGGAUUGGUGAACGAUACUUUUGCCUUGGUCCGGGCUGGCAUGUUGGAACCCAGCGUGCUGAUGUCGCUCUUUGAAUCUCUGCUGGCCACGGAGCGAGAUCCAUUGGCCUGGGUGGGUCACAUCGCGGUGCUGCGCAAGGUGAUCGAUGCCUUCGAAGGUGCCUUCGAGGACGAAGAAAAAGCGCGGGAACUGAAGCGAUUCAUCACACACCUGGUAGCGCCCUUGAAGGAGCGCCUGGGUUGGGAAGAGCAGGCUACGGAAGAUGCCUGGGAAUCCCUGCUGCGACCUGAGGUGCUGAGUUUGCUGGGCACUCUCAAGGACCCCGAGGUGUGCCGGGAGUCGAUCCAACGUGCCGAGUCCUACCUCUGCACGGCGCCGAGCCAUUCCAACGGUGGCUUGGGCGGCUUGAACUUGAAGGCGGCCUUUCGAUCCCCUUGCCCCGCCUGCGGUGGUUUGGAGGUUCCCAGCUCGGCUGUGCGGGGUGUCGCUCUUCGAGUAGGCCUUUCCAACAAGGCCUCCCUCUGGAAAAGCAUGUGCGAACGCCUCCAAGCUGCCAGCAAUACGGAAGAACGGGAUCAGUUGCUGAUAGCAUUGAUGGGCCAUUCAGAUGGUCGAGUCCUAGAAGAUUGGGUCGCAGCCGCCAUUGGCGGCAAGCUGCCUAGCCAGGAGUGGGAAACACUGUUCGCGGGCUUAGCAAGCAAUCGACAUCACAAACGAUUGGCUUGGAGGAUGUUGAUCAGACAUUGGGAUGCGGUGGAGAAAGUCUGGGGCCAAUCGCAGUUCAAGAUGAAAGCCAUCAUUUCCCAUGCCAUGUCCAAAGCAGAUCCAGAGGAAGUGCAAAGUUUCUUUGAACGCCAUCCCUGUGAUGUGGCCAAGAGAAGCAUCCAGCAGCAGCUGGAAGGCCUGGAGGCGGAUGCACGGCUGAACGCCAAGGCGCAGGACUUGCAUAACUACUUUCAAUCAGGCAUGCCCCAACUCUGA
Molecule: messenger RNA, 3393 nt
Organism: Cladocopium goreaui
Lineage: Eukaryota; Dinophyceae; Suessiales; Symbiodiniaceae
Source: the annotation of a GenBank genome assembly